Messenger RNA from Aedes albopictus (Asian tiger mosquito), 14879 nucleotides. RefSeq lists its product as uncharacterized. The transcript is spliced from 2 exons. The record is from RefSeq and is a predicted model, not a curated record. Gene Ontology annotation, biological process: DNA integration. Bases 9543 to 14879 code for a protein of 1778 amino acids. NCBI's taxonomy places the organism in Eukaryota, Metazoa, Arthropoda, Insecta, Diptera, Culicidae. Gene Ontology annotation, molecular function: nucleic acid binding.
UUUCCUGCUGGAAUUUCUUAAGGAAUUUCUCCUGAGAUUCCUCCAAGAAUGCAGGAACCCCAGGGAUUAAUCCAAUAAUUCCUCUAGAGAUUCCUCUAGAAAUUUUUCUAUUGGUUCAUCCAGAAAUUUCUCCAGAGAAUAGUCCAGGAAUUCCCCCAGGCAUUCCUCCAGGAAUUCCUCCAGGCAUUUAUCCAUGAUUUUAUCAAGCAAUUGCUUCAGGGACCCCUCCACGAGUUCCUCCAAGAAUUCUUCCAUAAAUUUUCCGGAAAUUGAUCCAGAAAUUUGACCAGAAAACCUCCAGGGAUUCCUUUAAAAAAUCUUCCAGGAAUUCCUCCAGAAAUUUCUUCAGGGAUUCCUCCAGGGAUUCAUAAAGGAAUUCAUCCAGGAAUUUCUCCUCCAUGGAUUCUUCCAGGAAUUCUUCCUGGGAUUCCUCUAGAUAUUCCUUCAGAGAUUUCACCUAGGAAUCCUCUAGGGAUGCCUCUGAGAAUUCCUUGAGGCAUCCUUUCAGGCAUUCCUCCAGAUAUUCCUCCAAAGAUUCCUUCAGGAAUGGCUUCAGGGAUUUUUCAAGGAAGUCUUCCCGGAAUUUAUUCAGUAAUUUCACCCAGGAUUCUUCCAGUAAUUCCUUCAGAGAUUCAUCCAGUAAUUGCUUCAUGGAUUCCUCUAGGUAUUUUUCCAGGCAUUUCUUCGGGAGUGUCUUAAGGAGUUCUUGCAGGAGAACCUCCAGGAUUUUUCCAGGUAUAUCACCUGGAAUUACUCCAGAAAUCUAAAUUCCCAAGUAACAUUUAUUAGUCAAGUAAACUAGAAGAGGUUGUUCGCGCAAAGGUAGGACCCAUUUACCGUUGUGAUACUACGGGGAGUAAUUAAUUAGGUGGAGUAUGCGACACCUUGCCAUUGCAAUGGUCAAGUAGGGACUGAUUUAUUUAUUCUUAUCAUACACAUACAAAUACAGUUAAUAUCCAGACAUAUACACAUAUGCACAAACAUACUCCCCCAAAACGAACAGUUUUUAAUUACAGUAAGAAAUUAUCGUCAGAAUCUACUUUACAAGAGAACAAAAUCACAAAAUUGAAUGCUACCCAGCUAACAUUUUGGUCUGUAUAAUUUGUGUAAUACACUACUAUAUAAGAACCUAUUCAGUCGUAUAAACUGCACAAAACUGCUAUAUACGUACCAAAGUGGAGGCGAUAUACAUACUUCUGGCGAUAUUUCACGAUUUCUCAUAAACAAUAUUACGAUGCCCCAACAAUCGAGCGAAAGAAAGAAAAUACGACUUCCAAUGAUUAGUAAUACGAUGUCCACAACAUGAACAAAAAAAUAUGCAAACACCCAGCCUCGAACACGGCAUCUCGAGAUUGUGAGUCUAGACUCAUACCAGUGUACUAACAGCUCAAUCUUGAAUAAGGCAUAAAUUUUGACCAAUAUAAACUUGAGUCUUCCAACCUACAUGUAAAACUUGCCUUUGCUUUCAUACAUGAAGGUUGAUAUGAAGACUAGGUUGUAAUUUUUCAUAAGUCAUUGCGAUUCCUUUCGUCAUGUUGCUAUACUGAUAUAUGAUAUACCAAAAUAUGAACUGUCAACAUAUACAACUCGUGGCGAGUUUGAAUUGCGGUAAUUACGGCAUGUUUUGUUUACAACAGAAGUCCUGCAUCGAGUGUACAUGCCGCCGUUGCGUUGUCGUCGUCCGUCGUCGUCGCCGUCCGUCGUCGGUGGUGUCGUCCAUCGUCGUCGUCGCGGAAAAUGUUCAAUGUCCAUGGGGGAAUUAUUGUGCGUCCUUAUUCGGUAACGAAGAACAUCCCAAGGACUGCCCGAAUAUAAUUGAUAGAACGUUUCCAGUGUACCAAAACAUAAUCAGCAAGUGGCGAUUGGUGGCGGUGUGCUGAGUGAAGUAAGUGAGAUGAUUAUUACACCCAAUCACCUCGUCGCAGUGCCAAAUUUCAUGCAGGACGACUUUCUGAAUAUUAUGUUGAAUAUUGUGAGUAGAACUUGCAAGGAUCUGGGUAAGAAUAUUGGAUUUAAGUACAUCACAAUCUCAGAAUGACAGUGACUACAGUGUGUUGGUUGCUCACCGGGGAGAGCUGAUGUGAUAAGAUUUGGUGGAAUGAGAAAUUGAACAUCAUAUCUGUGACCAUGAAUUUGCAGUGAAUUAUAACCUAUCACCUUUAAAAUAAUUUGUGAACACAUCGUAAUGAUCUUUUUAUUUAUCAGUGUCGAUGCUCAGUUAAAAUUUUAUUACAUAAGUUGUUGCGAUUGCCAACCAAAGUUCACUAACAUAAUAUAUGACUUGUCAGCGUAUACAAACAGCAACGAUUUCAAUUAGCUUUAUUUACGGCUUGAUCUUAACACAACAAAGUUACUCGUAAAUAAAUCAAAACUAUGAUUUAUAUACAAUUGGAGUUGUCAUUCUUGUCACAAGAUUUAGCGGUUUUUACGAUUUCGAAUUCUGGCGGCAAGAAAUGCGAUUUCAAAUAUACUUUUUAAUACGAUGUGUGGUUUACUGGGUACUGUCAUAUCGCUGACCAUUCUUCUUUGUUUUCGAUUUCACCGCACAAUGAAUACACCGCUGGAGACCCAACUGUUCGAGUAUCGGCAUACGCACUUGCCAUUGAUGCUUUACCAGAUGGCUGCUGUGUUGCCCUCACCAUCGUAGCUGGAAGUGUAGCGAAGCUCUUACAGUUGGCACAUUAUAGAAGACCGUUGCGGAUAUCCAGCUGUCCCUCGAAAGUGAGCAUUUCUGCCUAGCCAGAUCCUGAGCCCACUGCUGCAGUACCGUGUGUGAGCUAAACCCGAAAAUGCUCUGCCGAAUAGCUACCGCUGCGCUGGGGCCACACUAUUGCAGCGGGAAGUGAUAUCGCGUGUCUCCUAUUGUGUUGAUAGCGAUCGUUGCUCCAUUGUGGCUCAAAAGACUCGUAGAAAAAUGUUGUAAUUUAGCAGAUUCUUAACACUAGCACCAGGUUCUUCUUCGAAUUCGGCUCGUCACGGCACCAAACAUGUUCGCGCAAGGGUAGGACCCAUUUACCGUUGUGAUACUACGGGGAGUAAUUAAUUAGGUGGAGUAUGCGACACCUUGCCAUUGCAAUGGUCAAGUAGGGACUGAUUUAUUUAUUCUUAUCAUACACAUACAAAUACAGUUAUUAUCCAGACAUAUACACAUGCACAAACAGAGGUUCUUUGAACCAUCCUAAAACCAAAAUAAAAUGUAUUAGGUUUAACGAUGGUUCUCAAAGCUUCUACAAGACUAUUUGAUCAUCAAAAUGUUACUUAGGUGGGCAUUCCCUCAGGAUUUCAUACAGGAAUUUCACCAGGGAUUCUUUCAAGACUUCCUCUAGGGAUUCCUUCAGGAAUUCCUCCAGGAAUCCCUCCGAAAAAUCUUCCAGGAAUUUAUCCAAGUUUUUCUUCAAGCAUUUCGCUAGGCAUUCUUCCAGGAACUCACCCACUGAUUCCUCGAGAAAUUGUUUCAGGGAUUCAUGCUAAAAGAUUUGAAAUUUGUCAAGUAAAAAAAAAUACAAAGAAAAUAAAUAAAAUCUCGCAAAACUCAUAUUAUAAAGAAAGCUUAAAUGUUCUACAAGUUUGUUGAAAAAUCAAUUUGAAAGAAAAAGAUGCCCAACGAUAAAUUUCCACAGGAGCAAUGAUAGAGUAUACACUCCCGUGCAAAAGUUUGGGGUCACCCCCUCGAAAACAUAAAAAUGUUUUUCGGUCAUAUCUCAGUCAUCUUUCAUUUAAUCCACUCGUUCUUAGACUCUACCAAAAGAUAAAGAGUUGGAUUUGUUUCGUAGGUACUUUUCACAAAUUUCAUAUGAAAUUUUUAGUAUAAAAAGUUUACCUAAACUUACAUGUUUUUCCUAAAUAUGUACGAAAAAUUGUUUUCCGUGUAAUUCAAAAUUGGGUCGUCCAAAUUUUGAAAUUAAAGUAGCAUUAAAACGCUAUUUCUAUCCUCUUUGAGAGCCAUCCAUUAGAUUUUAGCGAAAAAAAUCAUAACAUAAUUUAAAUUAUCGAGUUAGGUUUACAAGUCACCGUGCAAAAGUUUGGGGUCACCCCUUAGUAUGCUGCAUCGUGCAAAAGUUUGGGGUCACCUUUCAAAUGAAGUCUGAGUCGGAUUUUUAUUCAAAUCGUCAUUUUUUGGUGCAACUCCAAUUCCUUCCAUGAUAGUUGAAUGGCAAGACUCAUAAAUGGUUAUGAAAUGUUCAUAAACUAAGUUCUAGACUAAGUUAAGGUAGAAAAUGGUAUAUAAAAUCCACACUAAAUCAGCUAAGUUCGUUAUAUAAAGUGCGAAAGAGGAUAGAAGUGAGAUAAAAAUGACUAAUUCGUGAAUUCUACCCUAUGUAACUGUAAGUGUUAAAACCACAAAUACACAAUUUUCCCAAAAACCAUUACAUUGAAUGUCAUUUCUUCGAAUGUACUAUUACAUUCGAGAUUUAGUGUUUUGGUGCAAAGCAAAGGGAUAACCUUUUGAUGAAAAUGCCAUUUAAAUUAAAAUAUGUAACAUUCCUUAAACUUGUGGAUUUUGGGGUAAUGGUAUGUUUGUGGUUAUAACACUUACAACUGUUUUAGGGUACAAUUCGCGAAUCAGUCAUUUUUAUCUUACUUCCAUCCUCUUUGGCACUUUAUAUAACGUACUCAGCUGAUUUAGUAUGGAUUUUAUAUACCAUUUUCUACCUUAACUUAGUCGAGAACUUAAUUUAUGAACAUUUCAUAAUCAUUUCUGUGACUUGCCAUUCAACUAUCAAAGAAAGAAUUGAAGUUGCACCGAAAAGAAAUGACGAUUUGAACAAAAAUCCGACAUAGACUUCAUUUGGAAGGUGACCCCAAACUUUUGCACGAUGCAGCAUACUAAGGGGUGACCCCAAACUUUUGCACGGUGACUUGUAAACCUAACUCGAUAAUUUAAAUUAUGUUAUGAUUUUUUCCGCUAAAAUCUAGUAAAUGGCUCUCAAAGAGGAUAGAAAUAGGGUUCUAAUGCAACUUUAAUUUUAAAAUUUGGUCGACCCAAUUUUGAAUUACACGCAAAACAAUUUUACGUACAGAUUUAGGAAAUACAUGUAAGUUUAGGUUAACUUUUUAUACUAAAAAUUUCAUAUGAAAUUUGUGAAAAGUACCUACGAAUCAAAUCCAACUCCUUAUGUUUCGAUAGAGUCUGAGAACGACUGGAUUAAAUGAAAGAUGACUGAGAUAUGACCGAAAAACAUUUCCAUGUUUUUGAGGGGGUGACCCCAAACUUUUGCACGGGAGUGUAGGCAACCGCCCAACCUUCAUGGUAUCUGCUAGAGAGGAAGUGUUAGACAUAACGCUUUGCUCUAGUAGAAUUAGUCACGAGUUGACCAAUUGGCAUGUGUCAGAUGAAGAAUCUUUAUCUGACCAUCGCUACAUCUUGUUUGAACAUGUGAAUGUUACUUCGCAAACUUUGCGUUUCAGGAACCCCCGGUCAACCAACUGGGAUCUCUUUACCGAUUUGGUUGCAGCCAAAUUUCAUGGGUAUUCACCAUCAAUUGACACUCCAAGUGAUUUAGAUGAUGCCGAUGAUACUACAACGGCCUUCAUCAUGGAAGCUUUUGAAGAAGCUUGCCCUUUGCGGUCUAUGAAGACCACAAGAGGAACCCCUUGGUGGAACUCUGAUCUGGCGAAGUUCAGGAAACAAUGUAGAAAGAGUUGGAACAGACGACGUUCAGCUGAAUCGGAGGCUUUCAGGUCGGCUCGCAAGGCCUACCAGAAAGCUCUUCGGUCUGCUGAACGAUCCGGCUGGAAAAACCUGACGUCUGGCACUUAAUAGCUUUGCUCAUUUCAAAUCUCCUGGGGCAGAUGGGAUUUAUCCUAUUUUGCUUCAUGAAGGGAUUUGAUCAUUUCAAACAUGUUUUGAAAGAACUACUUGUUUGCAGUUUUGCUACAGGGUAUAUUCCCAAAUCCUGGCGGGAUAUUACUGUGAAGUUUAUUCCGAAAGUGGGUCGUGCGCCGUAUGAAGAAGCAAAGAGCUUCAGACCUAUCAGUUUGACCUCUUUUCUUCUGAAAUGAUUAGAACGCAUUGUUGAUCAUCACAUCCGUGAUGUUCAUCUGGCCAAUGUACCUCUUCAUGUGAACCAACAUGCUUACCAAUCUGAAAAGUCCACUGUGACUCUUUUACACAAAGUUGUUUAUGAUAUCGAGAAGACAUUCGCUCAAAAGCAAUCCUGCUUUGGUGUUUUCUUAGAUUUCGAGGGUGCUUUGACAACGUGCCUUUCGAUGCCAUAUUGGAAGCCGCACGGAGUCAAGGUAUAUCUCCCAAUGAUUUCCAAUUGGAUUCACCAAAUGCUCCAAAACCGACAUCUCUUCUCAACAUUGCGUCAAGCGGCGAUUAGGAAAUUGAGUGUUUGUGGAUGCUCCCAAGGGGGAGUCCUAUCAUCACUUUUGCGGAAUCUCGUAGCAGGUACGCUAUUGAGGCAACUCAAUAAUAGCGGUUUUCCUACUUAUGGUUUUGCCAACGACUACCUACCUAACAUUGUUAGUCGGUAUGUGCAUCAGCACUCUUUUCGACCUGAUGCAAAACGCUUCAGGUAGUUUAGGGUUGGUGUCGCCAAUAUGGCCUUUCGGUAAAUCCGAGUAAAACAUCUAUUUUUCUUUUCACGGAAAACCGAAACCGUAAUGGUGUUCGACCUUUACGUCUCUUUGAUUCUGAAAUCAAUGUGACUGAACAGGUAAAGUACGUUGGAGUCAUUCUUGAUUCCAAGCUUUCCUGGACACCUCAUGUUGAGUUCAGAAUCAAGAAAGCUUCUAUGGCCUUCGGGCAAUGCCGGCGAACCUUUGGUACGUACAACUUGGGGUCUCAAACCCAAGUGUAUCAAAUGGAUUUACACAACUGUUGUUCGUCCAAUAUUGGCUUAUGGAUGUCUUCGAAAUGAGAACGGUCCAAUCAAAAUUAGGCCAUCUCCAAAGGAUGUGCUUAAUAGCGAUGUCUGGAGCGUUCUCAUCAACUCCUGCGGCUGCGCUCGAAGUUCUCUUUGACGUUGCCCCAUGACACAUUCAUCUCAAACAAGAAGCACUUUCUUACACUUGCCGUUUACGAGUACUCGGUCUACAAGAAGUAAUUCCUGUGAACCGCUCAUCAACACACUCCUCGUUGUUUCCACUUAUGGUGAAUUGGGACAAAGUGGUCCUUGCUCAAAAGUGAUCUUACAAUUGCUUGUAAUUUUCCGUGUAGGAUAUUUCCAUCGAAAUUCCCUUCCCGGGAAGGGUGGACGUCUUGUUAUCAAGAAGUAUUUCAGGCGACAUCGUAUGUUACACUGAUGGCUCUCUUCUGAACGGGCGAGCAGGUGCUGGUGUUUAUUCUCGUGAGCUAAGGCUGUAUCAGUCUUACUCACUUCGUAGACACUGCACCGUUUUUCAGGCUGAAAUUUUUGCUCUUAUGUGCGGAGUGCAAUCAGCACUUCAGUAGCACGUAAUGGGCAAAGUAAUAUACUUCUGUUCAGUUAUCCAGGCUGCUAUUAAAGCACUUGCUUCGAUCAACUUCAGGUCGAAGAUAGUUAUCGCUUGUCGAACUCAAAUCGAGGAGCUGAAUUCAGCAAACGCUGUUCACCUUGUAUGGGUACCUGGCCAUUCUUCCAUCGCUGGAAAUGAAUUGGCUGAUGAGCUAGCUUGCACUGGAGCAUCACAUGGCUUCAUUGGUCCUGAGCCAGCUUUUCCGGUACCGAAGUGUUGGGCAAAGCUUCAGAUUCACACCCGGGCUGCCACUCAGCACAAACAAUACUGGAAUAGUUUGGAGUCAUGUCGUCAUACAAAAUUUUAUUGUACUGAGCCAUCUCUACGGGUGGCGAAGUAUCUAUCAAAUCUGUCUAAGCAUAAUUGCAGCAUGCUGGUUAAAGCACUGUCUGUAUUUGUAUGCUUGUUUGUAUGUUAUAACUGUGAAUCCGAUUAUGGAACUUCGUAUCAUUUGAUAUGUAACUUCCAGUUUUUUGCGCAACUGGUUCCCUAGUACUCAGUUAACACUUAUUAAGUGAAACUGACUUCAGAAACCUGAAUGUUCAGACUGUUCUGUUGUUCUCUACUCGCAGUGAUGAAGAUCUAUGAACUCUCUUAACGCUGUAUGCGUUAUUACAAUUCCCUUUUCAGUUUUGUUUAUACAAUGUUGAUGUUCUAUCAUAGCAGAGUUGCGCCACAGCUCCCGGGUUAACCGGUUCGUGUUGCGCUACUUUAUUAUCGUAUUUCUGACAACACUGCACCCGAGCGUUGCCGAUCAUGGAAAUCUUGUGGGCUCCAUGUAUAUGGUUUCCCACUAGCAGACCACUGAGGGAUCAGCUCGGUCUGUAGAAAGCGAAAGUGAUUGGGAUAGGUCAGUACUGUUUGGGUUUGCUUGAAGAGCAGAAGUAUAACUAGAAAGAAUAAAGAAGAUAGAUGUUCCGAACAAAAUUUGUUGUACUGUCUGUGGAAAAUAAAGUGCAUAGGAAAUAAGUAAUAGGUUGAGUUUUGUGGCCUGUUGAGGAAGCUCUUCUUCGUGGUUUCGUCCGUGUCUGUGGUGCUCGCCGUCAUCUUGUCCUGUGGAACCUGUAAAAAGGAAGAAAAUUAAUAAAAGUGACUUACCUGUGUGCUGCUACCUAAUUGCCAGUCGUCAACGUCGUCCUGUGGGUGGAAACGCUAAAAAAAGGACACAACGUAGGAAAUCACCCGUUUUUUUUUGUGGUAAGAACAACCAUAAAAUUGGUGCCGUGACCAGGAUCUCGGUCGGAAAACGUUCUAGAAGGUUCCUUUGGCACCCGCCAUUGCGUGGUCUAGAACAAUCCACCGCUGUGGUCGCGCCAUUACAUUCACCAUCCCUGAGACGACAACGGGGACGCUGUUCGUGUUGCUGCAAAUUGAAUUUGAUUCAAGGCUCGAUUUAUCGGGCGCAAGGUAAUUACCUGUCCGAUUUUCUUCCCAGGGUUUCACAGGUACCCUUUAGAUCGCUUGUUUCUUCCAUUCCAUGCACUUUUGGUCAUUCCUGGCAUUCUGGACACCCCGCUAACUACCCCUACGAGCCACGUGCAUCGCGCGGGCAAAUUGCGCCAUUACUGCCAGCCCCCACGGCGCCAUCUCUUCAAGCAACCGACGACCUGAUGAUUAAAUGUUAGUUGGAUCAUCACUGGCCCUUGUUACGUCACUCCGACUGUUACAUCUGGCCACUAACCCAGCCGUUUCGGGACUCUACGUGCUGGUGUACAUCUGGUAAGGCCCCCUACGGCUUUUUGUGGAUUUUACGGACCAUUUCUGACGCCGUACCGAACUGAAAAGGAGAUUUCGUUCAGCCCUCACGCCAUUUUGAGGAAGGCUUCGCCACCAACCAACAAUCAUCCACGGAUUUCCAUUCGCUUUUGAGGACGAUUCCUACCAGACACCUCGACGCCCUGGAACUAUUUCGGCGAUUUGGAUCACGAAUAGCGCGGACGGCGCUCGAGACUGUUCCGGUUAACGUUUUUUGAUAAUUCAAGGCACGCAAGAGUACCUUUCCAAGUGAUUAAAUUUACAAACGUCCGGACUACCGUGGUCUUUUUUCUGGACAGAUCUCGCCGACUACAACGAUCAAUUUGAGCUGUCGAGCCUCUACCAUGGCGGACUGCGAGGUGCUCAUCGCGAGGAGAGACACGCUGCUCGCUACUCUGGGUCGGGCAGAGGCUUUCGUCGCCAACUACGAUGCAGGACGGGACCAAGGACAAGUACCGCUCAGACUGAGCCACGUCGACAACAUCUGGUCUAACCUCGAAGCGGUGCAGGGCCAGCUUGAGGAUACGGAAAGGACAGCAGAAGGUAGGGCAUUGCAUGCUGAUGUUCGUGCUGGCUAUGAAACCCGGCUUUUCGCAAUAAAAGCAGACUUACUCUCUAAAAUGCCUCCCACUCAUAUGAACGCUCGCAAUCCUUGUUCCGCUCAAACUAACUCCGCUCUCUCUGGGAUCAAGCUUCCAACUAUUUCGCUUCCGGAAUUCGACGGCGAUUACCAGCACUGGCUCACUUUCCACGAUACGUUCGUCGCUUUGAUACAUUCGAACGCUGAACUGCCCGACAUCCAAAAAUUCCACUACUUAAGGGCAGCUGUAAAAGGAGAAGCUGCGCAGUCCAUCGAGUCGAUCGCGAUCAGUUCCGCUAAUUAUAACUUGGCUUGGGAUGCACUGAAAGGUCGUUACUCCAACGAGUAUUUAAUGAAGAAGCGCCACCUCCAGGCACUCUUCGAUGUUCCACGGAUGAAGAAGGAGUCCGCUACGACACUUCAUGGGUUGGUUGACGAGUUCGAACGGCAUGUGAAAGUCCUUCGGCAGCUUGGAGAACCUACCGAUUCGUGGAGCAGCCUUCUCGAACACCUGCUUUGCACGAGACUACACGACGACACACUCAAGGUGUGGGAGGACCAUGCGUCGACGGUGACAGAUCCAAACUACGACUGCCUGAUUGGGUUCCUGCAACGGAGAAUUCGGGUUUUGGAGUCGAUUUCUGUGAAUCACCAUGCACCAUCGGGUUCCGCUCCACCUACCGCGUCGUCGUCGAAGAAGCAAAUACCGAUGAUUCGUCUUUCGUCGUGCUCUUCCACUGCUAGCACAACGAAACGAUGUCCAGCUUGCAAUCAGCCACAUCCUUUGGGCAAAUGUUUCAAAUUUCAGCGUCUUCCGCUUUCUGAACGUCAGCAGAUUGUCAACGCGAAGCGCCUGUGUACUAACUGCUUGAAAUCCGAUCAUUCCAAUCGCAACUGUCCAUCGGAACUCACUUGCAGGUAUUGUAAUCGUCGGCACCAUAGUCUUCUUCACUACGCAGCCCCGGAUGCCAGCCGCAGGUCCUCAAACGACAGCGCAACGCUUCCCAUCACCACCUCGUCAACUCCGGUGAUCAAUCACUCGUUUUCUUCAGCAGAGCAUUCCGAACAGUCUCUGGUGAUCGCAACAGAUGGUCAGGUUCCAGUGGUUCAAACUAGCGUCCCUCGUCACCACGAAAAAGACAAUGUGUUUUUGCUCACCGUCAUCGUAAAUAUCGUCGACUCUUUCGGUCACGAACAUCCAGCGCGCGCUCUUUUGGACAGCGCCUCACAGCCAAAUCUUAUAACCGAGCGACUCGCCAGUAUGCUUCGUCUGCGGCGCAGCAACGUCAACAUUACGGUACAGGGUGCCGGUAAAUUGUCCAAGCCUGUGCGCCAGUCAGUCUACACCGAAAUUCGGUCGCAGAAUCAGCCAUUCUCGUGUGAUGUCAACUUCUUGGUGAUGGACAAAGUCACAGCAGACCUUCCAUCACAGAAUAUUUCUACGGCAGGGUGGAAUAUCCCGAAGGAACUGGUGCUGGCCGAUCCUUCGUUCAACAAGUCGCAGCCAAUUGACUUGGUACUCGGUGCGAGGCAUUUCUAUUCGUUCUUCCCCAGUGCUGCACGGUUACAGUUGGCUGCAAAUCUCCCAGUCCUCGUUGAUAGCGUUUUCGGCUGGAUAGUCGCUGGUUCUUCUACUCAAAUCCACCCAGACUCCACUUCCGGCACUUCUGCAUCCAGUUCCAUAACUAUUUCGAUGGUGUCACUCGAGGAAAGCAUUGAACGCUUCUGGAAAACUGAAGAAUUGGUCCUCAACGACGGUUACUCUGUGGAAGAACGGCACUGUGAGACAGUCUACCAGUCUUCGGUCGAGCGCAAUGACGAAGGCCGCUACAUCGUUCGAAUGCCUCGUCAACCUGAUUUCGACGUCAAGCUUGGAGCAUCAAAAGCCAAUGCGCUACGCCGUUUUCAGCUCUUGGAGAAGCGCCUUGAGCGGGAUGCAAAACUCAAGGAAGAUUACCACGCGUUUAUGCAGGAAUACCUCGACCUUGGCCACAUGCGCUUGGUAGGAACGCACGAAAAAGAACCUGCAGUAGCCUACUAUCUUCCGCACCACCCAGUCUUCAAAGAUUCCAGCACGACCACCAAAGUUCGAGUAGUUUUCGACGCUUCGGCAAAGACUUCGACAGGCUAUUCCCUAAACGAAGCACUUUCUGUGGGCCCGGUGGUACAGGAUGAUCUGCUGGACAUCAUGAUUCGCUUCCGAACCUUCAAGGUGGCCGUGGUAGGCGACAUUGCCAAAAUGUACAGGCAAGUUUUGCUGCAUCCGGACGACAGGUCGCUCGUUCGCAUCUUUUUUCGAUUCACUCCAAGUUCUCCAGUACAGGUUUACGAAUUGCUCACUGUUACAUACGGCUUGGCGCCUUCUUCCUACCUUGCAACACGCACAUUGAAACAGCUGGCGGAUGACGAAGGCGAGGCGUACCCCCUUGGCGGUCCUGCGUUGCGCAAGAGCUUUUACGUCGACGACUUCAUCGGAGGAGCACAAUCUGUUCAAGAGGCUAUUCGACUGCGAACGGAAAUGAGCGAGCUACUGGCCAAGGGAGGCUUCGAGCUGAGAAAAUGGACGUCCAAUGAGCUCGAUGUUCUGCAGGGCCUGAAAGACGACCAAAUUGGUACUCAGUCGUCCCUCGAAUUCAGCCCUAACGAAACCGUGAAAGCCUUAGGAAUCUGUUGGGAACCGGAAGCGGACACCUUGCGCUUCGACUCCAGUGUCGAUGAGAACAGCAAACCACCCACCAAGCGUUCCAUUUUGUCGGCCAUAUCACGUUUAUUUGAUCCACUUGGUCUCAUCGCACCGGUCGUCGUGAAAUCCAAGAUUUUGAUGCAGGAGCUCUGGCUGUUAUCUUGCGGAUGGGACGAUCCCGUUCCGGAACAGGUCCAGCAAAAGUGGGAGAACAUUCGCAGCGAACUUCCGAAAAUUUCCUCAUACCGUGUCGACCGCUAUGCACUCUUGCCAAACUCAACGAUCCAGCUACACACUUUCUCCGAUGCUUCAGAAUCGGCGUACGGUGCAUGCAUCUACGCCCGCUGCGAGAACGCGCAAGGUCAGACUCGUAUUUGCCUGCUGGCAUCCAAGUCGCGUGUGGCACCCCUAAAACGAGUUAGUCUUCCACGCUUGGAACUCUGCGCCGCUGUUUUAGGUGCCCAUCUUUACGAUCGGAUCAAGAAAGCUAUCGGCAUUGACAUUUCCACCUCGUUUUUCUGGUCCGACUCUGCCAUUACGCUGCAGUGGAUCCGUUCGCCUCCGAACACUUGGAAGACAUACGUCGGUAAUCGGGUUUCAGAGAUCCAACACUUCACCCAUGGCUGUAUCUGGAAUCACGUCGCUGGCUACGAAAAUCCUGCCGAUCUGGUGUCACGCGGAAUGACAGUAGCGGAAUUCGUCGGAAGCAAUCUCUGGCGCAGCGGACCCGAUUGGUUAGCCCGUCAAGCACAGUAUUGGCCAACAUGUGAAGCUCCAAACGUACCCGAAGAAGACCUUGAAAUUCGAACGGUUUCCGCAGCAGCAACUGCAACGUCACCCCCGAUCAACUCGUUGUUCCUACGAUGGUCCUCCUACACUCGCCUGCUCCACGUCGUCGCUCACUGUCAGCGUUUCGUUGCGAAUUGUCGUGCCAAAACUCGUACUCAACCAGAAUCAGACCAAGUUACCACUACCGUCAGCCUCUUUCCCCAACAGUUAGCUGAAGCCAAAACGACCCUAGUUCGCCUUGCGCAAAAUGACUCCUUUGUCACCGAAAUAAAAGCCCUUCAAGAUGGUCAAGUAGUUGGAAAGCGUUCUCCCCUUCGAAAGUUGAGCCCAUUCGUCGACCCAGAGAGAGUAUUGCGAGUGGGAGGCCGUCUAAGUCUGUCUAAAUUGCCCUACCAAAGCAAACAUCCUGCACUCCUUCCCAAAUCACACCCUUUCACGCGCCUUGUAGCUGAGCACUACCACAAGAAGCUUCUCCACGGCGGCGGGCGUGCUCUGCUGGCAGCAAUGCGCGAAGAAUUUUGGCCGAUCGACGGCCGCAGACUAGUGCGAAAUGUAGUUCGUGCUUGUUUCCGAUGCUAUCGUCUCAAUCCGGUGGCUGAACAGCAACAAAUCGGCCAGCUACCUGCUGCCCGAGUGAUUCCCAGUCGUCCAUUCAGCGUAGUAGGAGUUGAUUACGCUGGGCCAUUCUACCUGAAGGCCAUCCACAAACGAGCUGCUCCCACGAAAGCGUAUCUGUGCCUCUUCGUGUGCUUCGCAACGAAGGCGGUGCACCUAGAGUUAGUCAGCGAACUGUCCACGUCUGCUUUCCUGGCAACUCUUCGCAGGUUUAUCUCUCGCCGAGGCCGCCCCUCGGAUAUACAUUCGGACAAUGGGAAGAAUUUUGAAGGUGCUAGCAACGACAUCACCCAAUUGUAUGACAUGCUCGCUGAAGAAACAUUCCAAGCGGAAAUCGUAUCGACAUGUGCCGCCGAAGGAACUACUUGGCACUUCACACCUCCAAAAGCUCCUCACUUCGGCGGGCUAUGGGAGUCGGCCAUCAAGGUAGCGAAGAAGCAUCUGUAUCGACAGAUAGGCACGACGCGGCUCUCUUAUGAGGACAUGAGCACUGUUCUAGCACAGGUAGAAGCGAUAAUGAAUUCGCGGCCACUGCUUCCAAUGAACGAGGAUCCUGACGACUUGGCUGCAUUAACUCCAGGCCACUUCCUCGUCGGUACAUCGCUUCUCGCCCUGCCCGACCCAGACUUUCGCACCAUUCCGACAAGUCAGCUGGACCACUACUGGAAACUUCAGUCUCACAUCGGACGAUUUUGGCACCAUUGGCAGAAGGAAUACAUCCAGGAGCUGCAAAAGGACACCAAGGGUCAUUCGAGGAACGAGAAAUUUCUGCUGGGGCAACUUGUCAUCAUCGUCGACGAGCAACAGCCAACACUGCGCUGGCCUUUGGCUCGUAUAGUCGCCGUUCAUCCCGGGAACGACAACAUCACUCGGGUCGUUUCAUUGUUGACUGCGAAAGGUGUUAUCAAACGACCAAUUGCGAAAAUUUGCCUGCUUCCUUUCGUCGCAUCGGUUCCUGAUGACAGCGAUUCAACAUCCAACGAUGAACUUCAACUGGAGCCUGCUUUAGAUUAA